Messenger RNA from Cyclopterus lumpus (lumpfish), 1389 nucleotides. It is a transcript of the gene atp1b2b, whose product is annotated as ATPase Na+/K+ transporting subunit beta 2b. Lineage: Eukaryota; Metazoa; Chordata; Actinopteri; Perciformes; Cyclopteridae. Gene Ontology annotation, molecular function: ATPase activator activity. Gene Ontology annotation, biological process: intracellular potassium ion homeostasis; potassium ion import across plasma membrane; intracellular sodium ion homeostasis. The record is from RefSeq and is a predicted model, not a curated record. Gene Ontology annotation, cellular component: sodium:potassium-exchanging ATPase complex.
UCUGCGGCAUGCAGACAAGAACUGGGGGGAGGGCAGAUAUUAGGUCUAUGCUAGAGAGUAGGAACGCUACUUCUUAAUAUUACUAGCCAUCUUUCUCUUCCCUCAUUGUCUAAAGAAGUGUUUAUACUCGAUACUGCAUUCAUUUGUGCGUCUGAGCGCGUCAGUAGAGCGGUUUGAUAUCCUCUUUUAAUCCCAUAGCCGCGGUGCUACAGUAGGUCUCUCUCUCUCUUUCUAUUCCUCUGCUGUCUGGUCAUUUAUUUCAACCCGGCGUUUAUUAGAGCUUAGGGGUUUAACAUUUUAUGAAAAAAUGUCGAAAGAUGGAGAAAAAAACGGGUGGAAGGAAUAUAUAUGGAACUCGAGGACGAGGGAGUUUCUGGGUAGGACGGCUAGCAGCUGGGGUCUUAUUCUUCUCUUCUAUUUAGUUUUCUACAUCUUCCUUGCCGGCUUGUUUACACUCACCAUGUAUGUCAUGCUGCAGACUUUGGACGACCACAAACCAACCUGGCAAGACAGGCUCACCACACCAGGCAUGGUGAUUAGACCCAAAGCAGAUGAGACCUAUGAGAUUGUCUAUGACAUCGGGAAAACUGAGACCUGGGACAUGUACGCUCAGGCCCUCCACAAGUUCAUGGCGCCCUACAACAACUCCGUCCAGGCUGAGAAAAAUAACGCAUGCACCCCAGAUCAGAACUUCCUGCAGGAAGACAGCGGCGAUGUGAAGAACAACCCGAAGCGCUCCUGUCAGUUCAACCGCACCAUUCUGGAGGACUGCUCUGGACUCAAUGAUCGUUACUAUGGAUACCAGGAUGGCAAGCCAUGCAUCAUCAUCAAACUGAAUCGGGUGAUUGGGAUGCUGCGGAAGAAUGGACAAGCUCCGUUUGUCACCUGUGGUCCAAAGAGUGGCAAAGAUCAAUGGAGAGAAGACUCUGACAAAAUUGGAGAACUGGUUUACUUCCCUCCAAAUGGCACUUUCAACCUUAUGUACUACCCCUUACUUAUGGCCAAGAAAGCUCAGGUGAACUACUCUCAGCCUCUGGUUGCUGUCAAGUUCCUUAACAUUACUGCCAAUCAAGAUGUCAACAUCGAGUGCAAGAUCAACGCCAACAAUAUUCCCGUUGGAACUGAAAGAGACAAGUUUGCCGGAAGAGUGUCUUUCAAGCUGAGGAUUAACACUAAUACCUAAGUUGACCUUUUCCCUCUGCUGAAAACUACUUUCUUCAUUCUCUGCAACAUUGCACAUCCACAGAAACAAAUCUCAGUAUUCACACCCUUUGUAGGAUUUGUUUACAACCCCCCAAACUUUGGGGGAAAUUGUUUGUCCAGUUGUGUGAUGAAAUGGGGCAAGAAUAAAAGGGUGGUAAUUCUGUCAUUAUUUCUGUCUGUGAGCUU